This is a messenger RNA of Talaromyces atroroseus, 1620 nucleotides long. RefSeq lists its product as hypothetical. Lineage: Eukaryota; Fungi; Ascomycota; Eurotiomycetes; Eurotiales; Trichocomaceae. The record is from RefSeq and is a predicted model, not a curated record. Bases 1 to 1620 code for a protein of 539 amino acids. The transcript is spliced from 3 exons.
AUGUUGGACGCACUCAAUAAAAUCUUGUAUAAUCUCCAGUUCGGCAAUCAUCAGGCCAAAGUGGAGAAGUAUCUCAACGAAGCAACCACGGUCUGGACUAAAGCAAGUCUAAAGCACCAUAUUAAGAGUAACCAUCCUAGUAUUAUCAUCACUGAACCCACAAUCAACCUCCUCUGGCGAUGCUUUCAGUUCCAUGCCUACCACCCAUUCCCACGGCACGACGUGCAUCAAAUCCAUGAAAGUGCCUUUCAGCGUGCGUUUAUGCUUCUUGCUCUGCGAGGGACAGACAUCCUAGGCACCGAGGACGGAGGAGAUUACUUUUGGCGGAACGAUACUGAUUUCUUCCAUGAUGCCGACUUCAGACGAAUUCUAAGAAGUAUUAGCCAUGCAUCUGCUCAGAAUGAGUCUCGUCCGGGAAUCUCUAUGUCUGUUAUUAAUGAUGCUAUGGACGUACUAGCUACGACACAGCCUCACAUGGUGACUUUGGCACCGUCGCCAGAUUUACUGGAAUCUGCAGCUGGGAGGCUUCUUGAGAGCGUUCCGGUGCGGGACGAGUUACGGGCCGACGAUUUCUCAAUCCUUCUAGCCUUGCUAUUGCAAUUGAGAGUGCAUAAACAAACAUGGAGGAUGAACCUUCAUUUUGGCGAGUUUGAUCAGGGGCCGAGGUGUGAGGAGCUUGCUAGAACUAUAACGACUGGGAUCUUUGUGCAGGGGAAUCUCAACUCUGACACGUAUUACAAAGUGAUAGAUGUCUUGCCAAGCCUGCGGGCACAAUUCUACCAACUGUGGGCAGUACUCUUUCAACCGGCAAAGCGUAAAGAAGAAUCGCAGUCCAACGCAUCUCUAGCGGCUGAUGUUAUACCAAAUGUGAUCCUCCAGACCAUCUCACUACUUACACCUCAGCCAUCAGUAUCGCGCCACUCGCCUUCAAUAUCUAACGAUGAGGGUAGUGUUUUUCACAUUUCUACCCAGCAACUCACGGCACCGGGUGAUGUGACAAUAACCCAUCUCCUGAAAUAUCUUAUGGAUGACACGAAACAUCCACAUGUUGUCCUUUUCGUAAACAACGCAUCGUCUAGCGUAUUUGGUGCAUACUUUCCCGUCCCGUUGUCGCAAAAAGGCAAGAUUGGACGUGGCCAUUUCCUCUUUCAACUAGCACCACAAUUUCGUCUCCUUCAAUGGACCAGCCAACCUAUUCCUCUUGCUGAUCUCAUUACCGUUCAUGGUUCCAAUUCCGUGCUGCUAGAUACAAUUCGGGCAGGUGAGAUGCUGCCAUCUACACCAUAUAGAAUUGGCGAUCCGGGAGAGCAAGGCAACAGUGGUAGUCUAUGGAUAAAUCCUGGUACCAGGUCUAUUCAACUAACUAGACAAUUUCCAAACAGUGGCAGAUACAAGGCUCUGUGUGGUACGGGAAGGGAGGUCAGUGUAGAUGGGAAGGAGUCGAGCACGGAAAUCGAUCGUCUUUAUAUUCUCCGCAUGUCCACUUUUGGGAUAGAUAAAGAUUUUGCUUUCCAAAACGACAUUGACAAUAAGUACCGUGCCCCCUCUGCUCAAGCAGGUCAAUUCAUUCGAGGAGCGGAGCUGAAGACGAGAAUUCAGGGCUUUGGGUCGCCGCUGUAG